This is a messenger RNA of Procambarus clarkii (red swamp crayfish), 1323 nucleotides long. Its product is annotated as meiotic recombination protein DMC1/LIM15 homolog. Gene Ontology annotation, molecular function: ATP hydrolysis activity; double-stranded DNA binding; single-stranded DNA binding. Gene Ontology annotation, biological process: DNA strand invasion; DNA repair; DNA recombinase assembly. The record is from RefSeq and is a predicted model, not a curated record. Gene Ontology annotation, cellular component: condensed nuclear chromosome; nucleus. Lineage: Eukaryota; Metazoa; Arthropoda; Malacostraca; Decapoda; Cambaridae.
UUGACGGACUAGAAAAACAGUGGCACCAAGGCGUCCACAUCUUUCUCAUUCCCUGGCUUUAUUACUGCAAAUAGCAAGACAAGCUCUCUGCGAUGGAAGACCAGGCGCUGGACGUGGAGGUGGGGGCCCUGGAGGAGGACGUCAGCUUCUUCACGGACAUAGACGAGUUACAGUCACACGGGAUCAACGCUGCUGACAUCAAGAAGUUGAAAACUGCUGGAAUUUGCACUGUCCGCGGAGUCCAGAUGACGACUCGACGCAAGAUGUGCACUAUCAAGGGAUUAUCUGAAGCUAAAGUAGAUAAGAUAAAGGAGGUAGCAGCCAAGCUGAGUGGUGGAGACGGGUUCGUGACAGCUCUAGUGGUGUGUGAACGCCGUCGACACAUCUUUCGGGUGAGCACCGGGUCCGCGGAGCUUGACUCCCUGCUGGGGGGCGGCAUAGAGAGUAUGGCCAUCACCGAGGUCUUCGGGGAGUUCCGCACCGGCAAGACCCAACUUUCACACACACUUUGUGUCACUGCGCAGAUUCCCAAUGAAGCCGGAACUUACACUGGAGGCAAGGUGAUCUUCAUUGAUACGGAAAACACUUUUCGACCCGACCGUCUACGUGCUAUCGCUGAUCGCUUCAACCUGGAGCAAGAAGCCGUAUUGGAUAACGUGCUGUAUACUCGAGCGUUCACAUCUGAGCAUCAGUUUGACAUUCUUGACCACGUGGCUGCACAGUUCCACGAGGAGCCAGGCAUAUUCAAGUUGCUGAUCGUAGACUCAAUAAUGGCAUUGUUCAGAGUGGAUUUCAGUGGACGGGGUGAGCUAGCUGAUAGGCAACAAAGGCUUGCACAGUACUUGUCCCGGCUCCAAAAAAUCAGUGAGGAAUACAACGUCUCAGUUUUUAUUACAAAUCAAAUGACUGCUGACCCAGGUGCCACAAUGUCUUUCCAAGCUGAUCCCAAAAAACCCAUCGGUGGCCACAUCUUGGCUCACGCCUCCACUACCCGCGUGUCGUUACGUAAAGGACGGGGAGAAACGCGCAUCGCCAAAAUUUAUGACAGUCCAGAGCUACCCGAAAACGAAGCCACCUUUGCUAUCACUGCAGGAGGAAUUGCAGAUGCAAAGGAAUGAAAGAGAGCAUGCAGAUCAGUGGAGUUGGAGGACAACAAAUUAAAUUGUACAUUUAUAAAUUUCCAAGUGGGAAAGCAACAAAUAUGGCAAUUGUACUGUAUAAGACUUAUUUGCAGAUGAUUUUUUGUUUCAAUUUAAUUUUCAAUUUAAACAUACUUUAAUCUUUUUAUGGAAUAAUUCAUUUAUUAAAAUCAAUAAACAUAUU